UGAUGCCGAGUUAAGGCCGAGGACCGUCAGCAGAUCACGAGCGUGGAGGGCAUGGGAGGGUCAAAAGGGAAUGCCCGAGCAGAAGCGACUAUACCUAUGACUCGAGGAAAGACUCCAUGACUCACCUUUAUGAAUCAUGAUCGGAUAUCCGGCAAUAAUGAACGAUAGAUGAUUCUGGUUUAAAUCCUUAUUUAAAUGUUACCUUCCGAAUUUUCCUCGAGUAGGGCCAACAUCCGAGUCAACUCACUGUUCACCCCCUCCCCAACCAAAAGUCAUCAUGGCUGCUGCUCGUUCUGCUGCCCGUGCUCUCCGCAUUGCCGCCCGUGCUGGUGUCCAGCAGCGUACUUUCGCCGCUGUUGCCCGCCGUGUCGCCAUGCCCCAGGUUGCCGUCCCUGCCAUGCAGGCUCGUGGUGUCAAGACCAUGGACUUCGCUGGUCACAAGGAGACCAUCUACGAGCGUGCCGACUGGCCCGUGGAGAAGCUCCAGGAGUACUUCAAGAACGACACCCUCGCCAUGAUCGGUUACGGAUCUCAGGGUCACGGUCAGGGUUUGAACGCCCGUGACCAGGGUCUCAACGUUAUCGUCGGUGUCCGUAAGAACGGUGCCUCCUGGAAGAUGGCCAUCGAGGACGGUUGGGUCCCCGGAAAGAACUUGUUCGAGGUCAACGAGGCCAUCAACAAGGGUACCAUCAUCAUGAACCUUUUGUCCGACGCUGCCCAGUCUCAGACCUGGAAGGAGAUCAAGCCCCUCAUCACCAAGGGCAAGACCCUCUACUUCGCUCACGGUUUCUCCGUUGUCUACAAGGACAUCACCGGUGUUGACGUUCCCGAGGACGUUGAUGUCAUCCUUGCCGCCCCCAAGGGUUCCGGCCGUACCGUCCGCACUCUCUUCAAGGAGGGCCGUGGUAUCAACGCCUCCAUUGCCGUCCACCAGGACGUCACCGGUAAGGCUGAGGAGAAGGCUGUUGCCCUCGCCGUCGGUGUCGGUGCCGGUUACAUCUUCAAGACCACCUUCAAGAAGGAGGUCUUCUCUGACCUUUACGGAGAGCGUGGUUGUUUGAUGGGUGGUAUCCAGGGUAUGUUCUUGGCUCAGUACCAGGUCCUCCGUGAGCGUGGUCACUCCCCCUCCGAGGCCUUCAACGAGACCGUCGAGGAGGCUACGCAGUCUUUGUACCCCUUGAUCGGUAAGAACGGUAUGGACUGGAUGUUCAACGCCUGCUCCACCACCGCUCGUCGUGGUGCCCUCGACUGGGCUCCCCGCUUCUACGAGGCCUUGAAGCCCGUCUUCGACGACCUCUACACCGCCGUCGAGAACGGUUCCGAGACCCAGCGCUCUUUGGACUUCAACGGUGCCCCCGACUACCGCGAGAAGUUGCAGAAGGAGCUUGACGAGAUUGACAACCAGGAGAUCUGGCGCGUGGGUAAGAUCGUCCGCCAGUUGCGUCCUGAGAACAAAUAAGUGUUUGGGGAAAAGUAUUGUACUCUAGUUUGCUUGAAAGAUUAAUUCGUCUUGAGCUUAUUUGUACGUCUUGGAUUAGCAAUUGCGGGUGGUCAUUGUGAUGGGAAGGAAUAAAAUUCAUCAUAAAAAUCACCUCUAU
Messenger RNA from Saitoella complicata NRRL Y-17804, 1598 nucleotides. RefSeq names its product ketol-acid reductoisomerase. Gene Ontology annotation, molecular function: ketol-acid reductoisomerase activity. Gene Ontology annotation, biological process: L-valine biosynthetic process. Gene Ontology annotation, cellular component: mitochondrion. The record is from RefSeq and is a predicted model, not a curated record. NCBI's taxonomy places the organism in Eukaryota, Fungi, Ascomycota, Saitoellomycetes, Saitoellales, Saitoellaceae. The transcript is spliced from 3 exons. The coding region runs from base 278 to 1459 and encodes 393 amino acids.